Molecule: messenger RNA, 3576 nt
Organism: Aspergillus oryzae RIB40
Lineage: Eukaryota; Fungi; Ascomycota; Eurotiomycetes; Eurotiales; Aspergillaceae
Product: SacI domain and endonuclease/exonuclease/phosphatase family protein
Exons: 7
Coding region: 1-3576 (1191 amino acids)
Biological process (GO): phosphatidylinositol dephosphorylation
Cellular component (GO): cytoplasm; membrane
Molecular function (GO): phosphatidylinositol-4,5-bisphosphate 5-phosphatase activity; phosphatidylinositol-3,5-bisphosphate 5-phosphatase activity
Source: RefSeq, a predicted model, not a curated record
AUGUCUAAUUUGCGAGUUUUUUCUCGGGACAAUCCUCAACGCACUCUUACUAUAACCACAAACGACUUCGCCUUGAUCUUCAAACAUCGCUCAACAGCUCCAACAAUCAAUAAAUCACCCAGUAAUGGCACACCACGAUGUCUCGUUGAAUUUGCAACGUUACAGUCUGUUGACUUGAGAGGCUAUCGAGCUUUGGGUGAUGGGCUUGGGACUCUUGGGUUGAUUACUUUGGGCGAGGAAGUCUUCCUCUGUAUUGUUACUGCUUGUUCAGACGCCGCAGCAGUAAGACCAGGAGAGACAAUCUCAAAAAUUGACAACGUUGACUUCUUUUGCCUUAGUCACUCGGACUAUGAAAGUAGACUUGAAUACGAAUCCGAAUCCUCCUUUGCAACUGAGGAGUUCGGUCGUGGACCCAGCUUUGAGAAUAAGGAGAUGGUUACUGAUCAUCCGUUCUUAGCCCUGAAGAAGCUCCUGAGUGACGGCAGCUUCUACUAUAGUCUUGAUUUCAACCUCACUGAUCGACUGCAAGACCGUUCGGAAAAGUCGGCAGCUUUCGAUAUUGAUACUCUAGAUGAGGAUAUGCUGUGGAACUCGUACAUGAUCCAUCCGCUUCUUCUUUUCAGGAGCCACCUGUCCCCUGCCGAAAAGCAACGUCUCGACUCUUCCCAGAUCCUGACAUGUGUUAUACGCGGCUUUUCUGGUACACUGACAAUCCCUGCUUCAAUAUCCAUCUUGCCCCAGCUACGCACGAGUUAUCCUUCCACGUUGACCAUCAUUUCGCGACAGUCCUCUCGGCGAGCAGGUACAAGGUUUAAUUCUCGAGGUAUUGAUGAUGAUGGCCAUGUUGCCAAUUUCGUUGAGACAGAGACAAUUCUUUGGAUCCCACCCAAUACCACAUUUUCUUAUGUUCAAGUACGUGGCUCUGUGCCUAUUUUCUGGGAGCAAGCUACUGGAUUCCUGCCUGGGCAACAAAAAAUUGAAAUAACUCGAUCUAGCGAGGCGACUCAGCAUGCUUUUAACAAGCAUUUUGAGAAUCUUGAAUUAGAAUAUGGUGCAAUUCAUGUGGUUAACCUUCUCAGUAAGCUUAAAUCCGGGGAGUCUGAGCUGUCGACGGAGUUUUCCAACCAGCUCAGGAAGAGUCCACUUAGCCAAAAAGCCGAUUCUAACAUCUCAUCCAAUCAUGCACUUUUGCGAGCAACUGAAUUCGAUUUUCACGUUGAGACUCGAGGUCCCUUGGGGUACGGGGCUAGCAGCCAAAUAAAACCCGAGAUAUCUGAUUCUUUGGAUGGUUUUGCAUAUUUUCUAUCAGAAGGGAGUGUCUCAGCAACUUCGGACGAGAAUCAAGAUGAACCGAGAAGUUCCUUUGUCAUUCUUCAACAGGAAGGCGUAUUCCGGACAAAUUGUCUAGAUUGUCUCGACAGGACUAAUCUUGUGCAAACCAUCAUCAGUUCCAUGGCUCUGGAAUCUUUUAUGUUGCAGCGGAAAGGAAGGCUAAACCCAGAAGUCCAGCUGAAGCACUCAACCCUUUGGGCCGACAACGGGGAUGCUUUGUCAAAAAUCUACGCAGGUACAGGGGCUUUAAAAAGUUCAUUCACACGACAUGGCAAAAUGUCCAUUGCUGGCGCGCUGGCAGAUGCAAGGAAGACCGCAACACGGCUUUAUGUCAACAAUUUCUCCGAUAAAGCUCGUCAGAAAACAAUAGACCUUCUAUUAGGACGAUUGACAGAUCAAUUGCCGGUGCGUCUCUAUGACCCGAUCAAUGAUCUGGUUUCCGAUGAGUUAAAUAAUCGAGCGUUGGAGUAUUCCUCUACCAAGCCUAUCAGAAUCUGGACAGGGACAUUUAACGUCAAUGGGAGACACCGUGGGCCAGAUGUUGACCUAGCUCCAUGGCUGUGGGCAGGAAUUGACGAGCAAACUGAGGACCCGACUAUAUUUGCUGUGGGCUUCCAGGAGAUUGUUUCACUAAGUCCACAGCAGAUAAUGUCGACGGACCCUACAACUCGUAAGGUAUGGGAAGUUGCUGUUGGGAACUGUUUGAACAGCCGCGCGAGGUCGAGAGGGACUUCGAAGUAUGUCCUUCUGCGAAGUGGCCAGCUCGUUGGCGCCGCACUUAUGGUAUAUGUAAGAGAAGAUGCACUGAGAGAUGUUAAGAAUGUUGAAGGGAGUGUUAAGAAGACGGGCCUCUCCGGAAUGGCCGGUAAUAAAGGUGGCUGUGCAAUACGCUUUGAGUACUCCAACACGCGGAUAUGUUUCGUCACGGCUCAUCUUGCCGCUGGAUUUGCAAACUACGACGAGAGAAACAGAGACUAUGAGACUAUAUAUCACGGACUCCGGUUCCAGAAAAACAGAGCAAUUGAGGACCAUGAAGCCAUCAUUUGGCUUGGAGAUUUUAAUUAUCGGAUCGGUCUCGACAGCCACUUCGUCAGGGAACUUGUGGCACAGAAAGACUACCAAAAGCUUUACAACAAUGAUCAGUUAAACCUACAAAUGUUGGCAGGCAGAGCCUUCCCGUUUUAUACUGAGGGGCUCAUUACUUUUCCCCCAACGUACAAAUACGACAUUGACAGCGAUACUUAUGAUACAUCAGAGAAAGCACGUAUACCUGCUUGGUGCGAUAGAAUAUUGUGGCGAGGGUCAUGUCUUCGUCAGAUAGACUAUAACACUGCAAAAUUACGAUUUUCAGACCAUCGUCCCGUUUGGGCCACUUUCUCAUGUGUCAUCAACGUUGUUGAUGAAGCUAUGAAGGCUAAACUCAGGCGAAUACUUUAUACUGAGAGACGCAACGACCCCUACAAUAUACUGUCAAAGACAAUAGAGCAAGCGAGGGCACAAAGUGAGGAACAUAUUCCACCCACGCCUAUUGCUCCUGGUCUACCACCAGCUAGUUCGGAUCAUCAUAGGUGGUGGUUAGAGAAUGGGGCACUCGUAAAAUCAGCUUUGAGGCCGCCUGGUGAUGGAUACAAUCUCAACAUCCACCACAGUUCCAACCCUUUCUCCUCCAGCAGUGACGCGAGUUGGAUCAAUACUCAUCGUUCCUUUAAAAGACAAACUAUUACUAAGAACCAGGAUACUGUAUCGCAAGGUCCGCAACUUCCCCCAAGGCUCAAAGUUCAGAUUCCGCCAAUUGAUCGGGGUACGGGGAGUCAUUCGUCAAGUUCCUUGAACACAAUCAAUAGGUAUAGCGGACAACUGGGUAAUGAGAAGGCUGCACCACCGAUACCCCGAAAACCGGUUUCCCUUAGUUCAAAGCAAUGUCUAACGGCAUCCUGUCAAGUUACUAGUAGCCCACAGACAGUUGCUAAUACGGAGCCCAUCUUCAAAGGAUAUAACCCAAUAGGACAGAAUCUUGGAGGCAAGGUUAACAAUAGUACGCCAUCUGCCCCAACUGAGAGGUUGCCAGAUACUGGCAUGUCAAAUGGCUUUUGGAUCGGCGGACAGGAGGAACAUAGACAAGGCAAAAGCUUACAAACAAAUUCAUCAAUCAGGUCACCUCCGAGGUCUACAGAUGAAGUUCAUGAUCUUCUUGGUGGAACUGGAGACGAAAUUAUUGAAUGGAAGCCCCUUAUUCCCCAAUGA